AUGCAUUCAUGUGUUGCGCGAAUCCGUUCAUUCGAUGACUUCGAAAAAAACCAGCAAAUCCGCUUCGGAGUGGGUAACCGACGCACGCACCCUCAGCAAUACGUAAAACUAGCGCCGGCCAGCCUGUGUUCAUGUUUUCAGCGUGACAGACCAUGAACUGUCUUUCUUCUCUGCUACUGCUUUGCUCUGCCCAACUUUCAGCACAGACCUUGCCUUGCCGUGUUCAGAUCCCAUUCCACGGAAGCAAAACAGACAGGCGGCCAGGCAGCCUCACCUCAUGUCUUCUAGGCAGUUUCUUCGCCCGGAUAUCACCCCUUUCAGCGAGUGCAGCCCUCCCCUUUUCUUAUCUCUGGUCUCAUCCAGUUCACAUUCGCCAGUGUCUUCGAAGAAGAAGAAGGUUUCGCAUGUGUCGCUGGUCAUACACAAUUCGGCACACUCAUUGACGGCAGCCAUGUCCACAACAGCACUUCCUGCCCCGGACUUAGGUCUGUCCAUGUGUUCUCGCCUCCCGAUGUCGGGCUGGUAGCAGCUGCAGGGCACCGCAGUCGCGGGAGGGGACAGAACACCAGCAUAGCCCGGCUCAUCAUAGGAUGACAGGAUCAUGGGCACUGAGGAGGAGCAGAGAUACAGAUCCUGAGGCGUGGGGUAGGCACGGUACACAUUCUCGCCCACCUUCGAGUGUCUUUGACGCUCGAAGUAGCUCGUCGUCGCCCUUGACGGGCACCACACGCACAUACAAGUCCGCAGACGAGGUGUCACUGUUAGGCGUCACAGUGAAGUUCUCCGCCGCCAUGGCGUCUACAAGCUCCUGCAGUGUGAUGAUCUCCUCGAAUGCCGUCUUGUCGCGCUCAAUAAGGGGCUUGUCGAGAGGAACAUCUCUGUCGGUACCCACAUACAGGCGCCACUUGUUGAUGCCUUCAUUAGAGGAGAAUAUCCGAAAAGACGGAGAGGUGGAGGGAAAUACAGAGGUGAUUGCCGGCACGUACCUGUAACCCCAUUGAACGAAAAGUGGAGGGUCCAGUCCUGCAGCUGGUCAAUCGACCCGUUACGUGUCGAGGCUUCCCCGUUUGCGUCGCUGCAGAGAAGGAGUCGCGGCGCUUCAGUCGAAGAGCCUUCCCAGGGGUGCAAAAGCGGUCGAUGACCACGAAGGCCCUCGAAUUCGCGGACUAUGCGGGGGUUGUCUUCAUAUGUCACUUCAGUGAAGAAAGGCCCUGUAUAGCCCCAGCCAAUCAGCAUCGUCGCAGGUUGGCCUCUAAAGGAGAGAGAGAGAGAGAGAGGCAGGCUCCAAGCCGCAAUUGGACAAGAACACAUCUACCACCUUCCGUUGUCGAUCAUCUGGAGCCCACCACAACAUUUGCUCUUCAGCCUGGACACAAGGAAAAGACACGAAUGGCGCUGCUUUUGUGCGCCCGCGAGUGUGAUAUACCCAGAUGGGUGCGAAAAGGACCACACUUUCGUGGCGGUCAUUUGAUCCAGGUCCAGCUGCAGCUCGAGCACCCGAGAGGGCCGCGGCGACCCGUGCUUCACAUGGCGUCCGUUAUCAUACCUGUCACAACCGCAUACAUUCAUCUGCAUAUAGUGCAGACAACACAAAUCAUUUGGUCCCCUGACAUGAUGAUGUUCCCAUUAAAGAGUUGGUGAGCAUCGUGCUGGCCGAAGAAGGGAGGAUCCAUGUCAUCGCCGACGAAGGUAAAAUCACUGCGUAGCAGAUAUGAAAUGCAUGGGAGCAAACAUCAACCGCUUGCGUUGACAUACCUUGUCUUGCCCCCCAAGCGCCAAAGGAUCUUACCGGUCUUGCCGCUGAGCAAGACGAUCAGUCCGCAGCCGUGGAAUGAGAGGAUCAGAUUGCCUAAACGCACAUGACCAAAAUAAGUGGUCAAACUACAUGCGGUAUGCCGAGCGGUCUUCUUUACCAUCGGGUGUUCGCUGAGCGUUGUUGAUAUGAUAGUACUGGCACAAACAUGCUCAAAGACAGACGAUUGCAUAAACAAUUUUGUUUCUGAGAUAGGUGUACAUCGUUUGGGCUUUCUCUUAGGUCCAUCAGCACGGGAUCGGCUUCUUGCACAAAGUCAUCGAUCGUCCGCCAUUCGAGCACUACAUUCCUGUCAGCGUCCAGAACCUGCACUACUGGAGACAAGAACCCGGAAAGACGUGUGCGUACUGGAUGAAGAGUCUCACCGUUAUGUAUGACGCCGUCGGUCCUGGUGAGCGCUGCCAGAAUCGUGUUGCCAUAAUCGAAAAAUAUGCUAUGGCCGUCUAAUUUAUAGCCAUGGCCUGAAAUGAUGAAUCUGCAAGUAGACCAAGGUUGGGAUUCACCAUUUGCGUACCGGGAUUGUGCCUAGCGACAGCCUGGUAUGUGGAGUUGAGCUCGUAUGCCUUGAGGCUGGUGUCUUCUGGUCUAGUGUCCCACACUGCCACAUGGCCAGUCGGCGCCACACCCAGCACACCCGCCGCGAACGUAGAUGUGUGAGUCCACCAUACUAAGACACCCUGCACACAUACGUGAAAGAAUAACCAAGAAUCUACAAACACGUGUUCGUGAUGUGAUCACUUUGUUUACAUCACGUGUAGUGAUGAUAUGCUGGCCUGCAUGUUCUCCCCUUGCGUGCCCGACACCAAAAAAAUAGAGGUCUCCUUCUGCGCCAGUCGCAUCAUUCCUCUCGUCCACGGCGGCCUUCUCGCCCUCGGGAGAUGGCUUCAACUUGGCAGCCCAUGUUGGCAGUGUGCGGUAGCGAUCCAUCGGUGUGGGCCCCUUAAGCCCUUCCUGCUCGUCUGGCUGCUCGCUCUCCCGAUCCAAAUAGUCGAACUUAGCUGGAACGCUCGCUGCCUUGUACUUCGUUCGUAUCCGAAAGCUCCACUCGUAGGGGCCUGCCUCACGCUCAGUGAAAUUCUCAGAGCGUCGCACGCGCAGGCCGGGACCGAACUUAACGGUGACCUUCUCGUUUUCGACGAAAGGCCGGCCAGCAUAGAAGACCACUGUUUUGUUGUCGCGGGCCAACACAACCGUUCCCUUGACAAGGCCACUUUCUUGUCCAGUGACGUUGAAGAGGCCGUACAAGUCGGCUGGAAUGACCUCUUCGCCUUCUCUGAUGGCGAUGGAAGUCAACUCCGACACGUGCAGCGCAUCUGCACGAGGAUGGAUGUACUCAUACUGUCCGUCGCCAUACGGCCUAACGGCACCCUCCACGAUAAACCGCUUCUGAAUCACUUCGAGCGCUGACGCAGGCGGACUCAACAUGCACAGCAUGCCGAGGCUGAUGCCCAGCGUAUACCUCCCUCCUGCAGAAAAGACCACCAUAACACUACGAGGCUACAGAAGCGGGAAGGAUCCCUGUCGCGCGCUUGCCGUUUCUCGACAAUCCGGCUGACACCGGAAAAAGGAAGCGCUGCUGGCAACUACAUAAGAUGUCCGCGAAUUGGGCUGUGCCAAUUUGCGGCAGACAAAACGUUCGAUCAGGAUCGUAUGGAAGAGAAAAGGAAAAACGGUAGCGGUGAUGUGUUGCUUCCAGUACUACAGACACGUCAAUAUCAUCAUCAUCAUGACCAUCCCACGGACCACUAGAC
This is a messenger RNA of Vitrella brassicaformis, 3564 nucleotides long. The record is from the annotation of a GenBank genome assembly. NCBI's taxonomy places the organism in Eukaryota, Vitrellaceae.